Molecule: messenger RNA, 453 nt
Organism: Lathyrus sativus (Indian pea)
Lineage: Eukaryota; Viridiplantae; Streptophyta; Magnoliopsida; Fabales; Fabaceae
Source: the annotation of a GenBank genome assembly
AUGGCAACCGCACCAGCUUUGUAUGGAACUGCUGUCAGCACGUCCUUCCUCAGGACACAGCCAAUGCCGAUGCCAAUGUCAGCCACCACCACCACAAAAGCAUUUUCCAAUGGUUUUCCUGGUUUGAAAACCAGUCUCAAACGUGGAGAUCUUGCAGUCGCUUCUUACAAAGUGAAACUAGUUACACCAGAUGGAACUCAAGAGUUUGAAUGUCCAAGUGAUGUUUACAUUCUUGACCAUGCUGAAGAAGUUGGAAUUGAUCUUCCUUAUUCAUGCAGAGCUGGCUCUUGUUCUUCAUGUGCUGGUAAAGUUGUUGGUGGUUCAGUUGAUCAAUCUGAUGGUUCUUUCCUUGAUGAUGACCAGGUUGAAGCUGGUUUUGUUCUUACUUGUGUUGCUUAUCCUACGUCUGAUGUUGUUAUUGAGACUCACAAGGAAGAAGAACUCACUGGAUGA